Cygnus olor (mute swan) is the source of this 8318-nucleotide messenger RNA. It is a transcript of the gene ELMO2, whose product is annotated as engulfment and cell motility 2. The record is from RefSeq and is a predicted model, not a curated record. Bases 5905 to 8103 code for a protein of 732 amino acids. Lineage: Eukaryota; Metazoa; Chordata; Aves; Anseriformes; Anatidae. Gene Ontology annotation, biological process: actin filament organization; cell motility. The transcript is spliced from 23 exons.
GAAGGCGGCUGAGUGACAGCUGGCGGCGCCAGUGGCCUGCAGCGCCUGGGCAGGGCGGCCGGAGCUGCCGGGCGGCCGGAGCGCGCAGCGGCCGCGGCGGGGCCGGCCGAAGUGCAGCCGUGGGCAGCUUUGGACCCCAGAGGCAUUGGAUCUGAGCCACCUGGUUCGUUGGCUUCUCUAGUGGAGUACGUUUGUCUUUGCCUUUUAGACAAAAUAACCUAUGAGAUUGUAUGUAGUCUUCAAGUCGGACUUUGCUGUCUGCUGCCCUCUCCUGCUGCUUGGUCAAGGAAGCUGUCUUCUCUGCUUGCUCGUCCAGUUGGUCACUCUGCUAAUGUCACUUCCACCUCAUGUUUGGCCUGUUGGUACCACCAUCUGGAGACUUGCUGAAAACUGACUAGGAUGUCUUUUUGCAUCUGCAGGAUUCAGAAGCUGCAGCUAUUCACUAGUUAACUGGGGGAUUCUACCAGGCAGCUUUUCUUUUUCGUUGAAUGUUCUUUCAUCCUCCUCAUUUUUAUUCUGUGUGCAGCACGCUUUGUUCUCCAUCUGUAACGAAAAGAUUGAGUUUGUGAAUAGGGAAAGUCUGUUUAAAAUACUCCACUUGUUUUAGCUUGCAGCUUCUCAGAAGUCUCUUGAAUAGUGUGUUAUGAGUGGCUCUGCUGACUUCUCCUUGCCUUGCAGCUACCCCUACACCACUGAUUUGUAUGAAGGACCUCACUCUGCAGAAGCAGAGUGAAUUCAUCUUUGAUGGAUUUCAGCUUGGCUGCUCUCCCCCAGUAUAAAACUGUGAGAAUUGCUUACAUGCUGUUUUUGAAAAGAGUGUGCUGUGAGAGACCAGUAAGUAACUGAUCACAAUAAUUAUGCAAAAUUGCAACCUCUGCUUCUUCCCCAGAGCUUCUGAACAGUUGUUUAUCAGAUAUGUCACUAGGGUACUGCAGAAUACCUCUUCUAAUGUUUAAUGUCUGUCACCUCUCACGUCUGCAGACAUACAGUAAAAUCUUUCAAAGCACUCUUGUCAGACCAUCUCCUGUUCAGAGACUGGCCUGAAGUACACUUUUUUUAGUCUAGUCUUUAUUCUCCUCUCCUUUUCUCCGGAAAGCAGAUGCUGCUGAGCCACUGAUCUGUGUAGGUCCUGCAAGAGUUUGUUUGACCUGACUGUCUGAAGUGUUUUGUACCUUUUUGAAUUUUUAAUUCCUACUUUUCUAUGUUCUUCUGUUUAGCUGAUUCGUUUUGAUGUGUGCAUCUCGUCUUUGGUAGGCUCUUGUGGUAUCUGUUCCGUGGUGCUGCUGUUGAAUGAAAUAGUCUGUCAGCUAUGUUUCAUUCACUUUGUUUGCUGCUCCUUGAAUGCUGUUUGGAAUAAGGAAUUCUGGUUAUGAGUAUGUGCUUAUUAAUGGAAGAACUGAGGGGCACACGCAGUCUUAAUAUAUCACGGUAAAUUAUUUUCUGAUUUUGUAUGCAGCUUAAAGCUUUUUUUGAGAUAUGAAAGUAGUGUAUUAAAACUUGUUUGGUUUCUGUUUUCAGUGACAAGGAUACUGAAGGAGCUGCAGGUAGAGUGUGUUGUAUGUAGGAGCUGUGAGGUAGCCUCUGUAGUACUUUUCUAGUGAAACAGGAGGUUUUGUGUAGAAUUUCCCAGAGCAUCAAUGUUGUUAUUUUAAUAUGCAAUUCUUUUCCCUGAAUGAUCGUGUUCUUCACAAGAGAGAAGAUAGAUAAAUUCUGUAAAGAUUUGUAAAGGCUUCUGUGUUUAGUAAUCUGGGUAUUUUUGUUUUGGUGUAUAAAACACUGUAUUUCUUUGUGUUCUGUGACAGGCAUUGUUAUAACUUGAAUUCCUUAUGCGGAUGUCUUCAGUAGCAACUUGCAAUGUAAGUUGCAGUAUAAAUAAAGGACUAUGACUGUACUGCAAGAGGCUAAAGGGAGAAGUGGUAAUUAGUCAGAUGCUAAUUAAUUAUGGAUAUAUUAGUUGAGUGUUGCAGAUUCAGUUCUUAAUAGUGGAGGAAGUAAGUGAUCUUUGAGCCUUGCCUCUUCACAUUUGCAGUGCCUUGAAAGCUGAAUGGUGAAUCAUAAAAUCACAGAACAGCUCGGCUUGGAAAGGACCUUAAAGCUUACCCAGUUCCAACCCCCUGCCAUGGGCAGAGAUGUGCCACCCACCAGAUCAGGUUGCUCAGGGCCUCGUCCAACCUGGCCUUGAACACCUCCAGGGGUGGGGCUGGGGCAUCCACAGCUUCUCUGGGCAGCCUGUGUCAGUGCCUCACCACCCUCAGGGUGAAUGACUUCCUCCUAACCUCUAAUCUAAAUCUCCCCUCUUUUAAUUUAAAACCUUUCCCCCUUGUCCUGUCAUUAUCUGCCUGAGCAAAAAGUUGCUCUCCAUCUUUUUUAUAAGCCCCCUUGAAAUACUGAAAAGAUGCAUUAAGGUUGCCCCUGAGCCUUCUCUUCUGCAGGCUGAACAGCCCCAGCUCUCAAUCACCACCCUCGACUUCCUGGCCACUCCUCUGUUGAUGCAGCCCCGGAUGCAGUUGGCCUUCUGGGCUGCAAGUGUGCAUUUAGAUGGUUUCUAGUCAUGAGUUAGUUCAUUUGUGGAAGAAGUAAUUAUCUCUCAGUUAUUGCAAGCUGUUCUGAUUAUUGGAGAUGGUGCGCAAUUAUGAUUUUUCAGGCUUCCAGGUUUAAGUCAUUGCAGGGUUUAGUUGCAGAAUGGAGAUCAGUGAGUGGAAAUUGCAUAUCAUUUGUGAAUUGUCUGUCUGUUGCUAUACUUCAUUGGUAGAAAGCUGUAUGUCCUGCAGAUCUGGAGCUGUCAUGCAAGUUGGGUAUUUUGUCUAGAGAAUCUGUACAGAGCUGUGCUACUUCUUGUAUACUAGUAAUUGUCAUGAUGGACUUAAAGAAUUAGCCCCAAACAGGUGUAACUCAUUAGCUAUUGCUGCAAAAGUCAUAUGAAAGUUUGAAUGAUGUGGGGGAGAGGGAAGGUUAAGGGAAAGGAAGUGAGAAAGAUUGAUUCAGUUUUUAUUAGGUUCAUCCAUUUAUUUCUGGGACAAAAUGGCUGAUGCUACAGACUUUGUUGCUUCAGCAGACAUUCUUGGUUCUACUUUGUUUUAUUACAGUGUACUUGGAUGUUAGAGAAAGUCAUGUUUUUAGGAUCGGGAGGGACUCCUCAGUUGUAAUAUGGCAUGCUUGGGAGACCUUUUAUGUCCUCGGAAAUAGCAGGUAUUGGGCAUUGACUUAGGAACAGAGUGAGGAUAGGGUAUGGGUAUAGCAUAGGCUUGCUGUGGAUACUAGCCCUAUUAAUCAGUGCUGUAUGGAGGGCUGCAGUCUUCUAAAUAUAUCUGGGUUCAAAGCAUUCCUGUUCUGCAGAUCCCUACAGGCUUUGUUCUGCUUAUUCAAUGAGGCAAGGGGCUAUUCUGGUCCUGGGUUCCUAGUGCUUUUUUGUUCCCUGAACUCUUAAUUUAGUUUGGACAAAAGAAGUCAUCUGCUUCAAGAAUGAGUGUAGAAGAAAGGAGUUGGGUCCAAUUUACUGGUUGCAAUGGGUAUGAAAAUAGUCCCAGCAACUGUGUAUGAGUUUACGGUUAGAAGCAUCCUGAGAAUGUGUUUGCUACACGUUAACAUGUCUCUUAGCAAAGAGUAAAAUGUCUGUAUGUUUCCCUCCUGGAGUGAGAGACUAGGACAAUGAUAAUCAAAAUUUAUGAAGAAACAGGAGUAUGUUGCCGUGUGCUCAUGAGAUUUGGAGGCAACGUUUACAAAGGACAGCAUACAGUCAGUGCUUUCUGUUUGUGAACUAGCCUAGCUCUAGGGCUGCACAGGCUCCUUUGAAAUACUAAUCUAACUGAGCUCUCAGCUGAGCAGUCUUCCUUUGCGUGACCUCAACUUGUUCAAGCUAGAGUUUUUUACCUGGUGUACCUUCUUUGAGGGACACCUUCAUUGUCAAGAGGGGUAAUUUUUUUAUCCAGAGAGAAUCUUGUAGAGGGAGAUGGCUUGGUUGUCUUCCCUCCAUUAUUAGGAAGUCAAAUACCAGGUGUUGUUUGUGCAACUGGCUGACUCUAAUGCGCAAUUUUGUAUGAUAAGAAUCAUAAACGUUUUUCUCUCAUUGUCAUUAAUGCCUACCUGUUCAGCCUGAUUGGGUCACUGAGUCUGUUGCUUUUCGAAGGCCGGCUCUUUCUGAAAGUUAGUCUGAACUAGUCCUGUGCUGCUUGUCUCAAAGGAUGGAGAGGUUAUUUUGAGAUACUGGCAAAGUUGAACCUAACUUGAGUGGAUUAUGGGUGGUUCAACUUGACAGGUACUUUUCCACAUGAAUUGUGUUUAGUCUUAGUCAUUUUCUGGGUUCUAAGAAAAUGUAAAUGGCUCUUGGCAUUGAUGCUAAAAAGAAAGGAGAAAGUUGGAAGGAGCAGUGACUGUAUUCGUCUCUGUGAGUAGGGUUAAACUGCAUUUUCAGAAUAAACAUGAAAUUUAGAACUUGGUUUGCCAGAUAGUUUCCAAUGGGUGGGAUGGUAGUGGACCAGAUCCAGCUGUCAUAAGAGUGGAGGAGGAUGGUAUUCCUGUACCCAUGUCAUUCCGGUCUCCUUUUUGGGAUGGCUGAGGACCCAGGUAGUUUUGGAGUUCAAGAUUCCUGUGUCCUGCAGGAACUGCAGAGACCUUCAGAAGUGUUUCUUGUGGUAAACAAUGCUUGGUUUAAUAGGAAAAUAACUCUCACCAGAAAGUGCCUUCAUUGUAAAGCAAGCAUCUAUGAUCUAGUGGGGACUUGAGGGUAAGGCUAGCUGCAGUGGUAACACUGAGCAUUUCCAGGAGGUGCUGUGAAAGAAAUGCUAAACUUGCACCCCUCGUCCUCAAUUCCAGCAGGUAGGAGUGAUGGUAAUGUUGUGACCAUCUAAGUAGACUGCAGCAGGAGGCUGUAAUGUUCUUUUCUUGGAAACAGAGAAAGGAAAGACACAGUUUGCGCACUGUCUUAAAACUGUGGCUAGGAAGUUUCCUGAACUGGAGUGAGAAGAUAGUCACGGGGGAUUGUGUGUGCAUGGAAGCAGAGAAACAUUAGCAUGCAUGAGUUUUUAUAUCUGUCCGUGGAGUUAUACCAGUCUGUGCUAGGGAAGGAAGAGGCACGUGAGCUUCGUUAAUUGAGAUCAUCUGUGGAUCUCUAGGCUAACAUCCUGUGUGGGCUAGGCAUACACACCUUCUGUGGUAGACUCAGCAAAUUUUUUUAGAAGUGCUGUGUCCCAGGACAGUCAUGUAGACCAGCUUCCUGGGCCAGGUAUCCGUGGCUGCUUGGUCUUUGCUGAUCCAUGGAAAGGUCUCUCCUCUGCACUCCCUUCUAUUAGUCAUUUGCCUCACAUCAGGAAAGCUCCAAAGGUGGCUGUUUUACCUUUGUCUUACCAUCUCUUUCCCAGUUGAUUGAGUAAGUCAGGCAAAUAUGUUAAUCAUGAAACAGCGUCCCUGCUCUGUAUCGUCUCACCUCUGUUCUGGGAAAGGGGGGAUUGGGUUGUCACAACAGCAGCUCCCAUAGGAGCUGUGGAAUUGUACUUUAGAUGCUUAUCAUCUCCAUCUGGAUAUGCUGGAAAUUGAGUCUUAGGAAGAGUUCUUAAGGACAGGACUUCUGCGGCCAGUCAGUUCUCAUGUUUGGAAGAGUGAAGCUGUUGCACCUGAGAACUGGUGGUAAGGGUCAUCUCUCUCCAUUUCUCUCCAUGGCUCUGUGGGAGACAGUAGGGCUACUCCCUCCGCCUAGGAGAGGGUUAAAAAGGAACUGAACAAGUACAUUUCUUUACAGCCUCUUAACUACCAGAUGAAGCACAAACCAGCGUGUCUGACAACUGUCUGGAACCAAACCCUGAACGCAAGCUUGUACUCUAAGGCAGAUAAAGGAGUGAAAGGUAGACCUCCAGAGCAAAUGUGUGGAGUUGUAUGCUGCUGUAAAGGCAUCUGCAGGAGUCUGGAGCAAUGCCACCACCUUCAGACAUUGUGAAAGUAGCUGUUGAGUGGCCAGGUGCCAAUGCUCAGCUGCUGGAAAUAGAUCAGAAAAGGCCUCUUGCAUCCAUCAUCAAGGAGGUCUGUGAUGGGUGGUCACUGCCAAACCCUGAAUACUACACCUUACGAUAUGCUGAUGGUCCUCAGCUGUACAUCACAGAGCAGACUCGCUGUGACAUCAAGAAUGGAACAAUCCUACAGCUGGCAGUCUCCCCGUCUAGGGCAGCUCGCCAGCUGAUGGAGAGGAUCCAGUCACACAGUAUGGACACUCGACUGGAUGCCAUGAAGGAAUUGGCUAAACUUUCAGCAGAUGUGACCUUUGCCACAGAGUUCAUCAACAUGGAAGGGAUUACAGUGCUGACACGGCUGGUGGAGAGCGGGACCAAGCUUCUGUCCCAUUACAGUGAAAUGUUGGCUUUCACCUUGACUGCCUUCUUGGAGCUCAUGGACCAUGGUAUUGUCUCCUGGGACAUGGUUUCAAUAACCUUCAUCAAACAGAUUGCAGGGUAUGUGAGUCAGCCUAUGGUAGAUGUCUCCAUACUCCAACGAUCCCUAGCCAUUCUAGAAAGCAUGGUGUUGAACAGUCAGACUCUGUAUCAGAAGAUAGCAGAAGAGAUCACCGUGGGGCAGCUCAUUUCUCAUCUGCAAGUCUCAAACCAAGAGAUCCAGACAUAUGCCAUUGCCCUGAUUAAUGCCCUCUUUCUGAAGGCACCUGAGGACAAGAGACAGGACAAGCUGCUUAACCCUCUAGACCUGCCCAUCACUGAAAUGGCUAAUGCAUUUGCCCAGAAGCACCUGAGGUCUAUAAUCCUGAACCAUGUGAUCAGAGGAAACCGCCCAAUUAAAACAGAAAUGGCACAUCAGCUGUAUGUGCUACAGGUUCUGACUUUUAAUCUCCUGGAAGAGAGAAUGAUGACCAAGAUGGAUCCCAAUGAUCAGGCACAGAGAGACAUCAUAUUUGAGCUGAGAAGAAUUGCAUUUGAUGCAGAAUCUGACAGCAACACCAUCCCUGGCAGCGGAACAGAAAAACGCAAAGCAAUGUACACCAAGGACUACAAGAUGCUGGGAUUCACUAAUCACAUCAAUCCAGCCAUGGAUUUUACUCAGACUCCUCCAGGGAUGCUGGCAUUGGAUAACAUGCUGUACUUGGCCAAAUUUCAUCAGGACACCUAUAUCCGGAUUGUUCUGGAGAACAGCAGUCGAGAAGAUAAGCAUGAGUGUCCCUUUGGACGCAGUGCCAUUGAGCUUACCAGGAUGCUUUGUGAGAUUCUGCAAGUUGGGGAGCUCCCCAAUGAAGGCCGGAAUGACUAUCACCCCAUGUUUUUCACCCAUGACCGUGCAUUUGAGGAGCUGUUUGCCAUCUGCAUCCAGCUGCUGAACAAGACCUGGAAAGAAAUGAGGGCAACAGCAGAAGAUUUUAAUAAGGUUAUGCAGGUUGUGAGGGAACAGAUCACACGGGCUCUUCCCUCCAAACCCAACUCUUUGGACCAGUUCAAGAGCAAACUGCGCAGCCUAAGCUAUUCUGAGAUCCUGCGACUACGCCAGUCUGAGAGAAUGAGCCAGGAUGACUUCCAGUCACCACCUAUUGUGGAGCUCAGAGAGAAAAUCCAGCCUGAGAUCUUGGAGCUGAUAAAACAACAGCGCCUGAACAGGCUUUGUGAGGGAAGUAGUUUCCGAAAAAUUGGAAAUCGCAGAAGGCAAGAAAGAUUUUGGUAUUGUCGCCUGGCUCUGAAUCACAAGGUGUUGCACUAUGGGGAUCUGGAAGAUAACGCCCAGGGGGAAGUGACCUUUGAAUCACUGCAGGAAAAAAUUCCAGUUGCAGACAUCAAAGCCAUUGUCACAGGGAAGGAUUGUCCACACAUGAAGGAGAAAAGUGCGUUGAAACAGAACAAGGAAGUGUUAGAAUUGGCCUUCUCGAUAUUAUAUGAUCCUGAUGAGACCUUGAACUUCAUUGCACCUAACAAAUAUGAGUACUGUAUCUGGAUCGAUGGGCUUAAUGCUCUCCUGGGGAAGGACAUGUCCAGUGAGCUAACUAAGAGUGACCUGGACACGUUGCUGAGCAUGGAAAUGAAGCUGAGGCUCCUGGACUUGGAGAACAUCCAGAUCCCCGAAGCACCGCCGCCCAUCCCCAAGGAGCCGAGCAGCUACGACUUCGUGUACCACUACGGCUGACGGGGGCUCUGCCCGCGCUGGGCCGGCCCGGGCCCGCGCCGGGCGCCUGAGCUGAGGCGGGCGCAGCCGCCUGGGGGCGCCCCGCUGCCCGCCCGGCCCGCACCCCUUCCUUUCGCGGCAGAGCCGCCGGCCCGCGGCGGGGCGGGCUGCGCAGCUGCCUCGCGCCCGUGCGCCUUUUGUACGCGUCCCAAUAAUAACCAGUAGUACGGCCCUGC